AUGCAUUUUAGUCAAUGGAGCAACCUGAUUACCCUUGCUGCGGUCUACAGGAACCAGCACCUCUCACAUUUUAUCAAUACUGAUGAACUCAAAGACCUUUUCGAUAAGGUGAUACAGUUCCUGAGGCUGGUCUCGCAUCGAUCAAGCGCUCUCGAGGUUGACGGGAAAAUCCUCAGUAGUCUGAGGGACUCUCUUUUUCCCAAAGGAGUUUCCCGAGACGCACCCGACCAUCAGCCCAAACACGCCCCACAAUUCAAUGGCCCAGUCCGUCUUCCAUCCCUGUCGAUGAGUUCUGCACAGAAUUCCAAUCGGUCCUCCAUUGGGAAACAUAUACCUUGGCAGCUAUUCUUCAGAUCGUGA
Pyricularia pennisetigena is the source of this 360-nucleotide messenger RNA. RefSeq lists its product as uncharacterized. The transcript has a single exon. The coding region runs from base 1 to 360 and encodes 119 amino acids. The record is from RefSeq and is a predicted model, not a curated record. NCBI's taxonomy places the organism in Eukaryota, Fungi, Ascomycota, Sordariomycetes, Magnaporthales, Pyriculariaceae.